This is a messenger RNA of Fusarium oxysporum Fo47, 2310 nucleotides long. RefSeq lists its product as uncharacterized. The coding region runs from base 1 to 2310 and encodes 769 amino acids. NCBI's taxonomy places the organism in Eukaryota, Fungi, Ascomycota, Sordariomycetes, Hypocreales, Nectriaceae. The transcript is spliced from 5 exons. The record is from RefSeq and is a predicted model, not a curated record.
AUGGUAGACCUCACAAUUGGGCAAGUUGCGGCCAUUAUUGCUUUCUGCAUCGUCAUUGCUCGCGCUUGGUGUCCGACAAUUGGAACCUUUAUUCUUGCCGGACAGCUUCGCGAUCGCGAAACGGCAGCUACAUGGACCGUUGCAGCAAAACAUCUUCAAAGCUCUUACUGGCCACUUGUGCUUCGGUCUGAUGCAAUCAGAGACCACGGAGUUCGCAAGCCCGUCGUAUUAAUCUCGCUACUACUGCCACUUCUCAGCUUCCUGAUUGCCAUAGUCGGAGUAGUAACACCUCUCGGUCUCUAUGAGUCCAACGAAUUAAGGUCCAAAGCUGUCAAAGCUGACUUUGAAUACAUGCGGGACUCAAGCACCUUCUAUACUAGCAUGACAAUGCGCGAUGAUAAACCCUUCACCCGAGUAUGCAGUCUCGACGGAUGCUAUGUUCCAUGCCCAUACACCUCAGACGUUACUGUCAUUGAAACAGAUGGUUUGUCAAGCAAUUGUAGCUUGCUCGGGACCAUAGAUCCAGCCGUACCUGAUAUUCUGCGCGAGAUCUACACCAGCGGCACUCGGUACGAGAGAACCACGAUCUCCAACUACUUCGACAUCGAGUGGCGUCAGACAACAACGCAGUACGACCGCCAGCUGAACAACGGUACGCCAGUCGCUUCCGGAAUUUACCGGCGUCUUGAGACCAUUUCGCUUCUGGAUGAUGCGCGCGCCGUUGAAGGGUUAGUUGUUGAUGCAAGGGAGGGCAGAAUUGGCUUCCGGAAUCACACUAUUCCAUCUGGCUACCCUCUCGGGGUUACGUGGACAGAAGAUCUCUUAUUCUGGGAACCCGACGUCGAGUGUGUCGACACAAACACGACAUUUGACUUUGAGAUAACAACGGGCUCUCAAACAGAUGCUGGUGUCUCGGUUUCUAAGCUUCGCCUUACCGACAGGGGCGGCUUUGUCAACAUCAAUACGACUGCUCCGUUGGAUGAUCAGCGCAACGGGGUCAACCAGCCCGACCUGAACACGAGAGCGUACCAGGCUGCGUGGGCUACUAAUGCUUUCUCCAUGAUGUUCAUGAACAUCUCAAAUGCCGGAGAUCAAGACAAGAAUGUUGAGCCUUUCGAAUACAUCAACUCGAAAAUUGGAAAAGAAUUCAAGAUGCUGACGCUGGAUAAUGACGCCACGUAUCUAACACUUGGUCUCACGAACGACUUUGGCGGCCAUCUUGCAACGAGUGCAACCAGCAACGCCGAUGAUCUAUACGGAAAUCCAUGGAAUAUUACUAAAGACCACUUUACUGGAAUUAGAGAUCUAUGCCAGGGAACUCAACCUGAUGCGUCGGCCAAACUGAACCACACCUUCGUCAUAUGUAAUCUCAUCAGAGGCACCCCGCAAAGAGUUGAUGGUGGUCCGGAGAACGUUUUUGACGACAAAAGUGAAUGGUCGUCUUCGUUGUAUGCCUGUGCUUCAGCUGUGAAGGCCACCGUCAAAAGCGUCACGUUCUUCUACAACGGCACAGACGCGAGGUCUGAAAACCUUGUGGUCAAGGAGAUCAAAGAAAAAGAGUACGCUUCGGAGGACGACAUGCCACUAUGGGGCGUCGAGGAUUCUCCGCUUGAACUCGAAGUGUUCCAACCCAUUUGGGGCAUCGUUGAUCCUGCAUACGACAAAUUCCAAAACAUCUCAACAGUCCGUGCCAAAUCGCUUUAUCUUCUCGGAUCAGGCUCUUUAAGCCAAGUACGAUGGGAGCUUGACCCCGGAUUUGUGCAUAGAAAUCUGCCGGCUUCGAUUGCCCCCAUCGGUGCGUUUAUAACCAUCUUCUCUUCGGUAGCCAAUAGCCUGUCUCCCAACGACGUUGUUGGCAAGACAAGUAUGAGUCUGUGGCUGAAGUGGCGGGAUUUGUCGAGGUCUGCAGACUCCGCCUCGACUAUUCUAAAACUGCUCUGGACUGACUUUGUCGCGUCGGCCGUGGUUGGAACAAAAGGCGUGCUGGGGGCAAGGAAUGCACAGCCGGAACACGCAGCGGACGUGUCUGUCGUUCCACUAGUGCACAAAAUCCGGUACCGAUGGCGAUAUGGCAUACCCGCAUUCCUACUCCUCGCGUGUAUGUCACUCAUCGCAGUUGUGGCGGCUUUGUCGCUCUUGACUGGACGGUCAAACAUUGAGAAGAUGCGUUACCGGGUGAAUCAGACGUCGCUUGGUCGUGUACUAACGACCCUAUUUGAGCCGCAGUCAAGCAAUUUUGCGAUGUCUACUGCGGAUUGGAGCAAGAACAAAGCCGAAAAGCAUACCUACUGUACCAAUUACCACUGGUAA